GGAAGGGGUCGGCAGGGGUCUGACCCGCGGUUGCACAUGAACUCAACCUGUAGAUGUUCAGACUGAACUGUUUUUACCUUCACCUGGUCGUUUCACCUUCCUGUUGGCGUGAUUCUGUGGGUGUGGGAAGCACAUCGGCGCCCACGUUUGGACCUACCUUAUUCUUCUAGUCUCAGAUUGAGUUCGCUGUAGUCAUGCAGGCACACGAGCUGUUGAAGCAGCUGCGAAUCCCUGAGCUGUCCGAGGUGAGGGACUAUUUCCGCAGCCUCUCCACAAACAUUCUCCUUGGCAUGGGUGUGUUCACCGCCGUCACAGCGUACUGGGUCGCCACCAGACCCAAAGCUCUCAAAGCGCCCUGUGACCUGCGUAUGCAGUCAGUAGAGCUGCCGGGUGGAGAAUUUGCUCGUCGAGGGGCAGUUUUAAACGGAGGACCGCUCUUGAGCCAUUUCUACGAGGACGCCAAGACCAUGUACGAGUGCUUUCACAGGGGUCUGAGGGAGUCAAAAAACGGUCCCUGUCUGGGAUCAAGAAAACCAAAGCAGCCGUAUGAAUGGCUUUCGUACUCAGAGGUGAUUGAGCGAGCAGAGAAUUUGGGAUCAGCGUUUUUGCACAAAGGACACUCGAAGGAUGGAGACCCCUACAUCGGCAUCUUCUCUCAGAACAGACCAGAGUGGACGAUUUCAGAGCUGGCCUGCUACACAUACUCUCUGAUAUCAGUUCCUCUGUAUGACACCUUGGGCACAGAAGCGAUAAGCUACAUCCUCGACAAAACCGGUAUCUCUACAGUCGUAUGUGACGUCCCUGAGAAGGCCAAGCUGCUGUUGGACUGUGUUUCGGGCCGGCAGCACUCAGUCAAAACCCUGAUCCUCAUGGAAAACUUUGACACUGAUUUGGUUAGCAGAGCACAGCAGUGCGGCAUCGACAUCAUCAGUCUGAGAGACGCAGAGAAUAUCGGCAAGGCUCAUCGACAGCAUCCUGUGCCCCCUCAGCCUGAUGACUUGGCUAUUAUUUGUUUUACAAGUGGAACCACAGGAAACCCUAAAGGAGCGAUGCUCACCCACAGAAACAUAGCGUCUAAUGUUUCUGCCUUCAUCUACGUCACAAAGAUCUACGGACAGGCUCACAGUCCCCUGAAGAGACACAUCCUGGAGUUUGCGUUCAGGAGGAAAGAGAACGAGAUGAAGAGCGGCAUCAUGAGGAGAGACAGUGUGUGGGACAAGAUCAUCUUCAAGAAAGUCCAGGCCAGUGUUGGAGGACACGUUCGAUUGAUGAUAACUGGAGCGGCUCCCGUUUCAGCUCCUGUUCUCACCUUCCUGCGAGCUGCAUUGGGCUGCCAUUUUUAUGAAGGAUACGGUCAGACUGAAUGCACUGCCGGCAGCACAACUACACUACCAGGAGACUGGACUGCGGGUCAUGUUGGAGCUCCUCUGCCCUGUAAUGACAUCAAACUAGUGGAUGUGGGAGAGAUGAACUAUUAUGCCACUAAAGGCGAGGGAGAGGUGUGUGUGAGGGGUCCUAAUGUUUUUAAGGGGUAUCUGAAAGACCCUGAGAAGACGAAGGAGGCUCUUGGUGAAGAUGGUUGGGUUCACACAGGAGACAUUGGCAGGUGGCUGCCGAAUGGCACUCUAAAGAUUGUGGACCGUAAGAAGCACAUUUUUAAGCUGGCUCAGGGUGAAUACAUCGCUCCAGAGAAGAUCGAGAACAUUUACAUCAGGAGUGAAGCUGUGGCGCAGGCUUUCGUACAUGGAGACAGUCUGCAGGCCUGUCUGGUAGCCAUCAUUGUGCCAGAUCCAGACUUUCUGCCCGGCUGGGCCAAGAAGAGAGGCAUAGAGGGCUCGUAUGAAGAACUGUGCAAAAAUAAGGAGGUGAAGAAAGCCAUUCUUGAGGAUAUUGUCAAAUUGGGUAAAGAAAGUGGCCUGAAGUCUUUUGAACAGGUGAAGGACAUUGCUCUUCACACCGAGAUGUUCUCCAUCCAAAACGGCCUCCUGACGCCCACCCUGAAAGCCAAACGCGCUGAUCUCAGGAACUGCUUCAGGAACCUGAUCGAUGAGCUUUACUCCAACACCCAAAUGUAAAGCAGAGGAAGUGCCUCAGAUAUUUCAGAGUAACAGAGCUGAUCUGGGUCCCAUGACUGAAAAGACCUAGUUCAAAACAAGAGGCCUGAGAGAGCUUGUUGUCAACUGAUACUGUAGCAUCAGUUUUAUAUGCCUUUCAGAAUAAGAUUAUAUACCCUAGAUCAGCUGUGUUACUCGACUCGACUUCAGCUUUAAAGAUCAUGCCUCAGGAAAACAUCCCUACAUUUUGACACCAUAAUUUUUGCCUUUGACUAUUUUAGGAGAAAGGGAAGAGAAAUCCACAACCUAAUGCUGUUAUUGAGGACAAAAUAAUAUUCCUCUUUUAUUUGUGCAUUUUUUUCUAAUGAGAUGAUGUAGAUAAGCCAGACAUGCUAUUCUGCUUAAAUUUGCUGAAAAUGUAAUCAUCCUCACUCUAAGAUGUAGAUGAGUGUUUCUUCAUAAGAAC
This is a messenger RNA of Sinocyclocheilus anshuiensis, 2520 nucleotides long. Its product is annotated as long-chain-fatty-acid--CoA ligase 1-like. Gene Ontology annotation, biological process: long-chain fatty acid metabolic process. The transcript is spliced from 19 exons. Lineage: Eukaryota; Metazoa; Chordata; Actinopteri; Cypriniformes; Cyprinidae. Gene Ontology annotation, cellular component: membrane; endoplasmic reticulum. Bases 195 to 2075 code for a protein of 626 amino acids. Gene Ontology annotation, molecular function: long-chain fatty acid-CoA ligase activity. The record is from RefSeq and is a predicted model, not a curated record.